UUAAAUUUAAGGCGAUAUUUGUUUUAUCAAAGUAUUAGUUUGUGACCUUAAAAAUACAUGUAACUGUAAUAAAAGGUCAAUGCAUCUAGACAGAUAUAUUUGGUAAAAUGGAAAACCUAUUCAGACAGAAGUAAUAGGUGAGGAGUUUGAGUGGAGAUGCUCAUUCUAUAGCUUUGUUCAAAAUCAGGCAUUUCAGGGCAAACAGGAAACUUCCUCCCGGGCUCUGUUCACCUGGACGACUUUCUACCUGAGCUUCAGUCUUUAAUCGACUACUUCCACCUGUCGUGUGACGCUGGACAUCUCAGGACGGCUGCAGACGAGAUGGAGUUGCUCAGCACGGUGUGGAGAGAGUUCAGGAGGAUCUUCAGUCGACAGGAGCAGAUGAAAACGUUUCCUCAGUACGACGGCUCAGAGGUGAAAGGGAGCCAGUGGGGGAGGAAGAGUGCGAGCGCGGCUCUGAGGAAGGAGGCCAACUGGAUUCCUUUCAUUCAGGUGAAACCCCGUCGGGAUCCUUGGCGGCAGAAACUCGUCACAAAGCUGCAGGAGAAGAAAAGUGUGGACAAGCUGCUGAGGAUGCACUGCAGCUUUCUGCAGGUCCCAGAUCUGCUCCAAGUGUCAUCAGCUCUAAAAGACCACGCCGCUCACGUCUGUGACUCACAACUCACAUCGAGCUCUUCUGUCUCUCACAGCAGCAAAACCAAACGACAGAACGUCUCAGAGACGUGGACGAGUGUUUACAAAGCUGCAGGUUUAACUCAGGCAUGUAUCAUCCGGUUUUCUGCUCAGAGAAACGACGUCUGCAUUGUCCUCAGCGCUGCUGACUGAAGUAAAAGUGACGUUUGUCUU
This is a messenger RNA of Platichthys flesus (European flounder), 846 nucleotides long. RefSeq lists its product as uncharacterized. The coding region runs from base 322 to 825 and encodes 167 amino acids. NCBI's taxonomy places the organism in Eukaryota, Metazoa, Chordata, Actinopteri, Pleuronectiformes, Pleuronectidae. The record is from RefSeq and is a predicted model, not a curated record. The transcript is spliced from 4 exons.